AUGGGAGAUGCACACAUGCAGUCCACCAUGGUGCAGGGUGCCGAUGCCAUGACGGCUCUUGAUCUGCAUCACUUAAUUUCGCAAUUCUGCCAACGACCAGAUCCUAUGGACAUGAUGUCAGCGAAUGCACACGCAUUACCAGGCAGUUCUGUGCAGCGUGAGCAUGCCCUGCUGGAACUAAGCAAGAAGCGCGAGCAGUACGAAGAUUUGGCCCUUGUGCUUUGGAAUAGCUUUGGUGUUAUGCCCUCACUAUUGCAGGAAAUCAUCUCUGUGUACCCGCUGCUUUCGCCGCCUGUCUUGACGGCUCACGCGUCGAACCGCGUCUGCAAUGCACUCGCGCUCCUUCAGUGCGUAGCGAGCCACAAUGAGACGCGUGGCCCCUUUCUUCAGGCCCAUAUUCCUCUUUUUCUGUACCCUUUUUUGAAUACAACAUCCAAGUCCCGUCCGUUUGAGUACCUGCGUCUCACAUCGCUGGGUGUCAUCGGUGCUCUUGUGAAGCAGAACGACAAGUCGGACGUGAUCACCUUUCUUCUUUCCACUGAAAUCAUUCCACUUUGUCUUCGUAUCAUGGAGACUGGCUCGGAGCUUUCAAAGACGGUGGCCAUCUUUAUUGUGCAAAAGAUUCUGCUCGAUGAUUUGGGCCUGAACUAUAUCUGUCAGACGUACGAGCGUUUCUACGCUGUUGGAACGGUGUUGAGCAAUAUGGUAGCACAAAUCGUUGAAAGUCAGGCCGUCCGACUGCUCAAGCACGUCGUUCGGUGCUAUUUGCGCCUCAGUGACAAUCCCCGGGCUCGUGAAGCAUUGCGGUCUUGUCUCCCCACGCCUCUUCGAGACGCCACUUUUUCGCAGCUUUUGAAGAACGACCACAUCACUAAGCGAUGUCUUGCUACACUUCUUCUAAACCUGUCGGAUCGUGCUGAAAAUUAG
Molecule: messenger RNA, 927 nt
Organism: Malassezia globosa CBS 7966
Lineage: Eukaryota; Fungi; Basidiomycota; Malasseziomycetes; Malasseziales; Malasseziaceae
Exons: 1
Coding region: 1-927 (308 amino acids)
Biological process (GO): negative regulation of translation; mRNA catabolic process
Cellular component (GO): CCR4-NOT complex; CCR4-NOT core complex; P-body
Source: RefSeq, a predicted model, not a curated record